GCGAUGGCGGCGGCGGCGGGACCCGGGUCGGGACCGGGAACGCCGGGAUCGGGACCGGCGGCCGUGGCGGCCCCGCCGAGGGGGCUCCGCGCGUGGCUCCGCAGCGCGUUCCGCUUCGCCACCGACCGGAACGACUUCCGCAGGAACCUGCUGGUGAACCUGGGGCUGUUUGCUGCCGGGGUCUGGGUCGCCCGGAACCUGACGGACAUCGACCUGAUGGCCCCGCAGCCCGUCCCGUAGAGCCGGAAUUCCUGGAGCUGCAGGGAGCAGAGCUCGCCCUCCCAGCAGGACCGGAGCCGUGUUGGGCCGCGACGGGUUCGCUGCAUUCCUGGAAGGACGUCGUUCUCCUCCCCUGCAGAGCUGCUGCUCCCAGUCCCUCCUGUCCUGCUCCAGGCAGUGACAAGAGGGAAAGAUUUAAGGCUGAGAGGAAGAAUUUAUUUCCAGUUCAUUCCUCAAGGCACAACAAGAAUGGUUUUCUCAAGGAUGGUUGUGGAAUUUCCUUCUGUACCGCUCCCAGAUGUUUAUUAAAGUCUGUGGAAUAACGACA
Messenger RNA from Pipra filicauda (Wire-tailed manakin), 547 nucleotides. It is a transcript of the gene TOMM6, whose product is annotated as translocase of outer mitochondrial membrane 6. Lineage: Eukaryota; Metazoa; Chordata; Aves; Passeriformes; Pipridae. Gene Ontology annotation, cellular component: mitochondrial outer membrane translocase complex. The record is from RefSeq and is a predicted model, not a curated record. The coding region runs from base 4 to 240 and encodes 78 amino acids. The transcript is spliced from 3 exons.